This is a messenger RNA of Naegleria fowleri, 2943 nucleotides long. RefSeq lists its product as uncharacterized. Gene Ontology annotation, cellular component: endoplasmic reticulum membrane. The record is from RefSeq and is a predicted model, not a curated record. Bases 1 to 2943 code for a protein of 980 amino acids. Gene Ontology annotation, molecular function: UFM1 ligase activity. Lineage: Eukaryota; Heterolobosea; Eutetramitea; Acrasida; Naegleriidae. Gene Ontology annotation, biological process: response to endoplasmic reticulum stress; regulation of proteasomal ubiquitin-dependent protein catabolic process; protein K69-linked ufmylation. The transcript has a single exon.
AUGGCUGCCAAUACCUCGGAUGAUGAGACUAUGAAUACUUGGAUCAAUCAUGAAAAUUGGAAUGAAUUAUCCCUCGAGCAACUUCAACAACAAUUUGAAACCAUCCAACAAGAAUCUCUCUCUUCUUCUUCAUCAUACAAACUCAAUGAUCAUCAUAUUAUUGAAUUAAUUCAAUAUAUUAAAAAAUAUGAUCAAGCCUUUUCAGAUCAGUUGUGUUUCACCACCGAUGGCAAAGAGUUUAUUACCAAAGAUCAAAUUGAAUAUGAAUUACAAGUACUAUUAGAAAAGUAUGGAGGUAGAAUCAACAAGAACGAAUUACCCAAACUAUUGAGAGUUGAUUUUACGUACUUGGAAUCACCUAUUCAAAAUUUAAUUAACAAACACUUGAUAUUACCUGAUUUGAUCAAUGGAUGCGAAAUUCUAACUGAAUCCUAUCUCGAAUCAGUGGUUAUGGAAAUCAAUGAAUUACUCGUCUUGUAUGGGUACAUUUACAUUGGAAUAUUAACCAAACAAUUGUUUUUACCUUCUGAUUUUAUUAAGGAACAUAUUAUUGCUAAAUACAAACAUUUAUUGUUGAAUGGUACUAUUUUUAGUAAUAACUCACUCUAUACUGAAAAGUAUAUCAAUAAUCUCAAAUCAAUUACUAUUGGUAUAUGUAAUGGUAUUAUUAGUAGAUCUAUUGAGUGUAAUGAGUUAUUGAAAAUUACAAAACAAUUCUAUGUCAUGAUGAAUGAUUCUUCCAUGAUCAUGAUGGCAAAUGAUACUUCAAAUGAUCCUCAGUUGAGCAAUGUUGAAAUUGAAUUGGAAUUGUUUCAAACCAUCAUCAAAGAUUUAAUCAAGAACAAACAAUUGAAUGGCACUCUUCAAGUGAAUUCCACUCUCUAUGUUCCAAACAUUUAUGAAAAGAAUGCAACGGAUCAAAUUUGUCAAUUCAUUGACAAUAAUGGAUAUAUUUCGAUUGAAAGAGUAGAACAAUUGAUUGGUUAUAAGGCUUUUAAGAGUACUCAACAAAUGAUCAAUUAUUUGAAUGCCUAUCGAGAUUCUCAAAAUUUGGCAAAUUCGAAUAUUCUCAACAACUCUGAGAACAUGUCAAUUACAACAACAACAACUACUAGUAUUAACACCACCAAUACCACCACUAAUACCACAUCUCUCAUCAACAUUCAAGAUGAAAUGAUCAUUCAUAUGAAAUUGAUUGAAUCUUUUCGUUCUAUUUUUGAUUCCACUCUCAAUGGUAACAAUGACAAACACAAAUCUAUUCCAUUACAUAUUGAAAACAAUGGUGGUGAUCAUUGUGUAUUAAUUGAUACUAGUUGUGAUAUGAAACAACUCAUUGACAAGUAUAUCGUAUUGAAUAAGAAUAUUAUUAAGAGUAAUAGUAUUGUAGUAUUUGAUAAUCGAUAUGUCAUGAGUUUGGAUAUGAUUGAUCAAAUAUUAAAUGAUCAAUUCAAACCACUUGCAUUGGAACAGGUUGGAAUUUAUUUAAAGACAGCAAGUGCUAUCACUUCUUCUCCAACAAAUACCUCAUCUUGUUCACAACAGGAGAGUUCAUCAAAGAAAUCAUCAUCGAGCAACAAGCAAAAGAAAGUAUCAUCAUCGAGCAAAUCUUCUGUCUCAUCUCCUGAACAAAGUGGAAUCAAAAAGAUUCUUCCUAAAAAGGAUGAAAUUUUCAAUUUAAUUGAAAAACAAUUAUUAAUUUAUUUAGACAAUGAUAAGGACAAUGAGAACAUGUUAAACAAAUUCAGUGGUCAAGACGACUCUAUUAUUGAUGAAAUGAUUCAAUAUUUAAUUCCUAAAAUUGAAAAGAUGUAUUUAGAAACUAGAGAUUAUCUCAUCAAUCAACAAAGUAUACAAUUAGAACAAAAAUUGAGCGGUGAAUUGAAUGUAGAAGACAAAUUGAACGAUUUAUAUACUCAAAUUGUUGUACACAACAAAUCCUUAGAUAUCCUACAUCGAUUGCAUAAAGAAAAUUUAGAAAAAGAAUUUAUUAAUCCCCUCGAAAAACACAUCCUCAAGACCAAAUGUACAAUUAUGGUAUAUUUAAUAUUAUAUGACACUUGUAAGAAUUUAUUGAGAUCUCUACAUGCUCCUUCCUCCUCUUCACUUCAAAAAGGAUCAUCAAAAAAGACAUCUUCUAGUAGCUCUACCACUCUUUCUGACUACACUCUCAAUAUUAAUGAAAAGAAUUUACAAUUCAUUAAGGAAUAUAACAACUUGUUAUGUAUGGCAAGUGAAGAGCAACAAGCGCAAUUUGUUGAAUUGAAUAGAGAAAUUAAAUUAUUAAUGAAACAAUUGAAUCAAAAGGUUGAACUUGAUAAGACAAGAGAGGAAGAGGUAAAAGAGAUGAACACUUUGGUUGAAAGCCUAAAUUCAAACUCUACAACACUGCAAUCAUUUAUUUCACAAUUUGAAACCACUGCUAAACAAUUUAGCAUUUUCAUUAAGGUGUUGGACAAGAAGCGAGAAAAAACCUAUCUCAAGGAAAAGAAACAAGAGCUUAAAAUCAAUCAUACAGAACAUUUGGCAAAAUUGACUGACGAUACUCUUCAAAGUGGUGUUGUGAUUUUCGGUACUCGUUUAAUUUCCAUUUGCCAAUAUUUGUUAAUGUUGAACGAUAAGGCCAUUUACUUAUUUGUUCCUGGUAAACUGGUGAAUCCACUCUUGAAAUAUUAUCUUGAAGAUGUUCACAUCGUUGAGGAAUAUUGCAAGGGUCAACUGGGCGAGUCCUUUAAAACUACAAUCAUUCCCACCCUCAAUAAGUGUCAACAAUUGGUAGUGGAGUACUUGGUUCAAAAUAAGAAGAAGAAACAAACAACAGAGAACGAACAAGACGAGGAAAGUAAUAGCGCAGCCUCUUUGAAUAUUUCCAAGGAGAAAGAACUUGUAGAAUUGUUUGCAAGUAUCGAAAAGAUUAUCUUUUCUUCUCCCACAUCUUCCGAGUAA